Neoarius graeffei (lesser salmon catfish) is the source of this 2250-nucleotide messenger RNA. RefSeq names its product jnk1/mapk8 associated membrane protein (gene jkamp). Gene Ontology annotation, biological process: response to unfolded protein. Bases 132 to 1055 code for a protein of 307 amino acids. Gene Ontology annotation, cellular component: membrane. NCBI's taxonomy places the organism in Eukaryota, Metazoa, Chordata, Actinopteri, Siluriformes, Ariidae. The transcript has 7 exons. The record is from RefSeq and is a predicted model, not a curated record. Gene Ontology annotation, molecular function: ubiquitin protein ligase binding.
CCGGAGUACUACUGAAUCCUGCAAGUUUGAGCUCGCGGCGUUGCUAAGCUACUUGUUGGCAAAUGUGGUUACCUCAGCCAGCGUUUCAGCAGUCUCCUCUGUAACAGCCGGUGUGGACCUACAUUAAUGUAAUGGCUGUGGCGAUGAGCUCCACCUGCCCGGGCCUUUACUGUGGAAAAACCCUCAUUAACGGGACAAUAGAAGGAGAAUGUGGGGUAUGUCCCCGAGGUGAGAGAGCAAACCUAGACAAGAUCUGUCAGAAGUGUACGGGUUCUCCGGAGCUCUACGACUGGCUGUACAUGGGCUUCAUGGCCAUGCUGCCAUUGGUCCUGCACUGGUUCUUCAUCGAGUGGUACUCUGGCAAGAAAAGUUCCAGUGCCGUUCUGCAGCAUGUGACUGCCCUGUGUGAGUGCGGUGUGGCAGCGGUGAUUACCCUGCUGCUGAACGACCCAGUGGGCGAGCUGACCAUCCGCUCCUGUAGGGUCCAGAUGCUUUCCGACUGGUACACCAUGCUGUACAACCCGAGUCCAGACUACAUCACCACGCUGCACUGCACCCAGGAGGCCGUCUUCCCCCUCUACACUAUUGUGCUGAUCUACUACGCCUUCUGCCUGGUGUUCAUGAUGCUGCUGCGGCCGCUGCUGGUGAAGAAGAUUGCGUGCGGUUUGGGAAAGACUGACCGCUUCAAAAGCAUCUAUGCUGCGCUGUACUUCUUCCCCAUCCUCACCGUGUUGCAGGCGGUCGGAGGAGGACUCCUCUAUUACGCGUUUCCCUACAUCAUUCUGGUCCUGUCGCUGGUCACGCUGGCUGUGUACAUGUCCGCUUCAGAGAUCCAGUCCUUUAAGAACCUCGUGGCCAAAAAGAAGCGUCUGGUGGUUCUGUUCAGCCACUGGCUUCUCCAUGCUUACGGCAUCAUAUCCAUAUCCCGACUGGAUAAACUCGGGCAGGAUUUGCCGCUGUUGGCCCUCGUGCCUGGACCUGCACUCUUUUAUUUACUCACAGCCCGAUUCACCGAACCAAACCGCAUUUUAUCAGAAGGAGGAAAUGGACACUGAGGCGUCCGUCUGUGUGUCUCUGCGUGUCCAUCAGUGUAUUAUUACCUAAAUGAGCUACGGGGUGAAUGUUGAAAAGGAAGUCUGUCUCACCUAAAAUCUUUUGUCUACCUGCCUUGCAGGAGCUGAUUUAAAAAGUUCCAUGUUGAAUUCAUAUGAACAGUUUAUAAAUCUGGACUUUUGCUGCUAUUUUAAUGAAGCAUUUAUUUAGAAGUGACAUUUCACAGCUUAAUGAGAUUUGGAUGAUUUUACAUUUAUUUAUUUUGUUUUUUGGUGAAACAGACGUCCGUGACUACCUCCAUUAGCUACGUAGUUGAGUAAAUCCAAGGUUAAAGUGUGUGUGUAUAUAUAAUUUUUUUUUUUUUUGUACAUUUAAUUUUUCACUUUUUCUUUAAACCGAGGAAAUGCAUGUCCUGUGCAUGUUUGUUUCACUGUUCAUUGAAGAAUAAUUGAAAUAAUUCAUUCAGGACAUAAAUGGUUUAAAAGGAAUAGUGGUUAUGCUUUAAAUUGGCAUGCAGUUUGUUCAUUUGCAUGUUUUACCAGAAAAAUGUAGACUUUAAAGCAGCUCACUGAUGCUGGAGAUGAUAAAUACAGUAAUACAAUCAGUCAAGAGCCAUAACCAUCUUGGUCUUUUUUUUUUUAAAAGCACAGAUUGAUUUUCCUUUAUAAAUGUCUCUGGAAUCUGGUUUGUGCCCCCAUCCCCACGUUUAGAGACACUGAACCGCCUCAAUACUUUGCAGGAAAGCUGUAAAUUAUAACUGAAUGGUACAUUUUCUUACUUUGUAACUUUGGACAGGUGUGUGUUUGUGUUUUUCCAUUUCUGUCUGUUGUCUGUAUUGCAGCUGGUCUGUGAAAUGUACUCGUUAUUUAUUCUGUAAUUUUGUCUCUUUUUGUAAACUACUGUGUGCCAAACUAUCAUGUGUGGUUUGAGAAUUAUAAAUGUGUUUGCUGGGUAAAUAAUGGAUAUAUAGACUUUUUAUAUAUCUAUAUAGACUUUUUAUUUUAAAGCAUAUAUACUCUAGCAUGCAUAUGUGCAUAUACAUAUAUAAAAAAAAAAAUAGGACUGGCUUUUUGGAUUCUGUUGAGAAAUAAAUGUCUCUUAAUCUUGCAUGUAAAUUCAGAGUUUUACUUUUUGAUAAAUAUUAAAAAAAAAAAUCCAGUUAAUGGUGCAAUAUAAAUGGAUAAAAUAUGACACUAU